Messenger RNA from Psylliodes chrysocephalus, 1521 nucleotides. Lineage: Eukaryota; Metazoa; Arthropoda; Insecta; Coleoptera; Chrysomelidae. The record is from the annotation of a GenBank genome assembly.
AUGGUUGUUAGACAAUAUGCACAAGAAUUGGAGUACCUAGAAAGGUUAACCCCUCACAGUUGGAGGAUCAAAAAAGGUUUCCAACCUAACAUGAACGUCGAAGGAAUUUUCUAUGUUAAUCAGACCUUAGAAAAAUUAAUGUUCGAUGAGUUAAGAAACGCUUGCAGACCUGGCAUGGUCGGAGGAUUUUUACCAGGCGUAAAACAAAUUGCUAAUGUUGCAGCUUUACCUGGAAUCGUCGGUAAAUCCGUUGGUUUGCCAGAUGUGCAUUCUGGUUAUGGUUUUGCCAUUGGAAACAUGGCAGCAUUUGAUAUUGAUAACCCUGACUCUAUCGUAUCACCUGGUGGCGUAGGUUUCGAUAUUAAUUGCGGCGUUAGGUUACUAAGAACCAAUCUGAUGCUGGAAGAUGUCUUACCAGUCAAGGAACAAUUGGCUCAAAGUCUUUUUGACCAUAUACCUGUAGGAGUUGGUUCUAAAGGUAUAAUUCCCAUGAACGCCAAAGAUUUGGAGGAGGCUCUUGAAAUGGGUAUGGAUUGGUCCUUAAGGGAGGGUUAUAUUUGGGCGGAAGACAAAGAACAUUGCGAAGAAUAUGGAAGAAUGUUGAAUGCUGAUCCAUCUAAAGUUAGUUUGAGGGCUAAAAAGAGGGGUCUACCUCAGUUGGGAACUUUGGGUGCUGGAAACCACUAUGCUGAAAUUCAAGUAGUUGAAGAAAUCUUUGACAAAUGGGCUGCAAGUAAAAUGGGCAUUGAAGAACAGGGUCAGAUAUGUGUGAUGAUUCACUCUGGAAGUCGUGGGUUUGGACAUCAGGUUGCCACAGAUGCUCUUGUACAGAUGGAGAAAGCCAUGAAGAGAGACAACAUAGAAACCAAUGACAGGCAGUUGGCUUGUGCUCGUAUCAGUAGUCAAGAGGGUCAGGAUUAUUUGAAAUCUAUGGCAGCAGCUGCGAAUUUUGCUUGGGUCAAUAGAAGUUCCAUGACUUUCUUGAGUCGACAAGCGUUUGCUAAGAAGUUUGGUAUGGCUCCAGACGAUUUGGACAUGCACGUGAUAUAUGAUGUGUCACAUAAUAUAGCGAAAGUAGAAGAGCACAUUGUCGAUGGUAAACCGAAGACGCUUUUGGUGCACCGAAAAGGUUCUACAAGAGCAUUCCCACCUCAUCAUCCUCUUAUACCGGUGGACUAUCAACUGACCGGACAACCCGUUUUAAUCGGAGGCACCAUGGGUACUUGCAGUUACGUCUUGACGGGCACAGAACAAGGAAUGUUAGAAACUUUCGGUUCUACUUGUCAUGGAGCGGGUCGAGCAUUAUCCAGAGCCAAAUCUAGGAGGAAUUUGGACUACACCGAAGUGUUACGUAAAAUGGAAUAUAUGGGCAUUUCGAUUAGGGUUGCGUCGCCCAAAUUAGUGAUGGAAGAAGCUCCUGAAUCUUAUAAGAACGUUACGGAUGUGGUGAAUACUUGUCACGCGGCUGGGAUAUCUAAAAAGGCGAUCAAAUUGAGACCUAUCGCCGUUAUUAAGGGUUAA